Messenger RNA from Equus quagga, 3587 nucleotides. It is a transcript of the gene ZMAT1, whose product is annotated as zinc finger matrin-type 1. The transcript is spliced from 8 exons. The record is from RefSeq and is a predicted model, not a curated record. Bases 313 to 2403 code for a protein of 696 amino acids. Gene Ontology annotation, molecular function: nucleic acid binding; zinc ion binding. NCBI's taxonomy places the organism in Eukaryota, Metazoa, Chordata, Mammalia, Perissodactyla, Equidae.
GUUUGGGACUCAGCUGAGGGUGUGGGUCCCCGCGGUUGGGGCUGAGCCUCCUCGGGGUGUAGGGAGACAAAGGGACCCAGAUCCAAGUCGCCUCUUUCCUGCUUUAGGAUUCGGUGCCUUGGCUGUCUGCUAGUCCAUGUGCCGUCUUAUCCCCCGAUUCUCCUUCUAGUGGACCGUCAGAGAAGGGUGUGGACUCUGAGCCUCAGAAACAGGAGCUGAUACAGAAGAACCAAGUGUGAUAUUGAAUCUGCUAGACAGGUUCCUGGAGCAAGAGUGAAGAGAUCACGGUCCCAUCAAUGGGACACUUUAGAUAUGACUUGGAAUGAACAGGAAAAGGCUGAACGUUUUACAGAUAACUUUUGUAAUGCAUGUGGAGUGGUGCUGCAGUUUGAAUCACAAAGGAUUUCACAUUAUAAGAGUGAAAAACAUGCUCAAAAUGUUAGGUUUUAUUUUCAAAUGCAUGGGGAACAAAAUGAAGUGCUUGGUAAGAAAAUGAAGAUGGAUGUUAGGAAUUUUCAGGUGCAUAGGAAUGAAGUAGUGGACAGAAACAAAUUUUGUGAUCUCUGCAACAUGAUUUUUAGCUCCCGAGUUGUUGCUCAGUCUCACUAUUUGGGGAAAGUCCAUGCUAAAAAACUGAAGCAAUUAAUGGAGGAACAUGAUCAGGUAUCUCCAUCAGGAUUUCAGCCGAGGAUGGCAGGUGUGCGUAUUACUACUUCUGCAGAGUCAACUUUUCUGAAGCCCCAUGCUGUCAAGCCUCCUCCAGGUGGGAUUAAAGACAAGACUAUGCCUUCCUCUUCCAGCACUGCUUUGGAUUUGAAUAAUCCAAACAAGUAUUGCAAGCUCUGUCCUGCUUCCUUUAAUAGUCCGUUAAUGGCCCAACAACAUUAUGUUGGGAAAAAACACAAAAGAAGUGAAGCUAGGAAGAAGUUUGUAGACAAGAUAAGAGAGAAACCUCUUCCAGCAAAAUCAGAUGCAAAUGCAUUUAGUAUGAGAACAUAUGUUUGUCACAUUUGUAAUAUCACCUUUACAUCUUUGGAAAUGUUCCGGUCCCAUAUGCAAGGAAGUGAACAUCAAAUUAAAGAAGCUAUCGUUAUCAAUCUAGUGAAGAAUUCAAAGAAGACACAAGACUCUUACCAAAAUGAAAGUGCAGAUUAUAUCAAAGUUCAGAAAGUCAGAGGACCAGAGCCCAAGACUUGUUUCAGAAAGAUGGAAGAGAGUGUUUUGGAAACCCGUGGGUACAGACAAGUGAUUGAUUCCAGAUUCAGACAUAGAAUGUUUGAAGGGAGGCUCCCAUGUGAGACUUUCCAGACAUACCCAAGAUCAUGCAGUAUUUCACAAACAGUGGAAAACCAGUUACCUCAUUGCUUACCAGCUCAUUCAAAGAAGACAUAUGACUCUUUUCAAGAUGAACUGGAAGAUUACAUCAAAGUGCAGAAAGCCAGAGGAUUAGAUCCAAAGACUUGUUUCAGAAAGAUAAGAGAGAGCUCAAUGGAAACCCGUGGGUACAGAGAAGUUGAUUCUGGACCCAGACAAAGAAUGAUUGAGCAAAGGUUUUCAUUUGAGACUUCUCAGACCUACCAGCGACCAUACAAUAUCUCACCAGUAGAAAGCCAGUUACAUCACUGGUUACCAACUCAUUCAAAAAGGACAUAUGACUCUUUUCAAGAUGAGCUUGAAGAUUACAUCAAAGUGCAGAAAGCCAGAGGACUAGAGCCAAAGACUUGUUUCAGAAAGAUAAGCGAUAGCUCUAUGGAAACCCUUAAGUACAGAGAAGUGGUUGAUUCCAGACCCAGACAUAGAAUGUUUGAGCAAAGACUCCCAUUUGAGACUUUCCAGACCUACCCAGGAUCAUACAGUAUUUCACAAGCAGUGGAAAACCAGUUACCUCAUUGCUUACCAGCUCAUGACAGCAAACAGAGACUAGACUCUAUAACCUACUGUCAAUCGACCAGAGACUGUGUCCCAGAAAAACCAGUACCUCUGAGCCUUAGUCAUCAAGAAAAUAACUCUGGCUCAUACAGUGUAGAAUCUGAAGUUUACAAGCACCUCUCAGCAGAAGACAAUACCACUGACCAUCAAGCAGGUCAUAAACGGAGACAUCAGAAGAGAAGAAGGCACCUGGAGGAAGGCAAAGAAAAGCCAGAGAAGGAGCAGUCCAAGCAUAAAAGGAAAAAGAGUUAUGAAGAUACAGAUCUAGACAAGGACAAGAGCAUCCGGGAAAGGAAAAGAGAGGGAGAUAAAGUCAGUGUCAGUUCAGAAAAGCUUAAGCAUCGAAAAAAGAAAAAAAGCCAUGGUGUAACCUCUGAGAAAGAAGAACGUAAGCACAAGAAAGAGAAAAAGAAAUCUGUUGAAGAAAAGACGGAAGAGGAAAUGCUUUGGGACGAGUCUAUUCUUGGAUUUUGAACUUUUAUUGUUUACUGGAGGAUAAAGUGAAGAAAUCGGUUAAGAAUAUGGAUUUGGAUAAAGACAGGCACAUCUUGAGAUAAAGACAUGAAUUUAGAUAAAGACAAUGAAUAAAAGGAGAAGUGGAUGCAGUCAGUUUAGGAAAGCUUAGUGUUUUCAUAAAAAUUGAAACCGAAUUGAAAGAAGAAACAAACUUAAGCCUAACCUCUGAGAAAGAAGAACAUAAGAGAAAAGAAACCUGUUGAAGAAAAGACAGAAGAGUCAAUGCUUUGGGAUGAGUCUGUUAUAGGAGUUUGAACUUUUAGUUUUGUUUACCCAAGGAUCAGUUGAAGAAAUCAGUUAAGAAAAUGGAUCUAGACAAAAGCAAAAGCAUCUCAUGAAGAAAAGAAGUGGAUACAGUCAGUGUCAGUUCAGGAAAGCUUAGUGUUUUUGCAUAAAAAUUGAAAUUGAAUUGAAAGAAGAAACAAACAAGUCUAAACCUAGCCUCUGAGAAAGAAGAACAUAAGAACACAAUAAGAACAUAAAAGAAAAGGAAGCCUGUUGAAGAAAAACAGAAGCAUCAAUGCUCUGGGAUGAGUCUGCUUUGGGUUUUGAACUUUUUAAUUUUAUUCCCUUAAGAUUGAAUUGGAGAAAUAAGUUGAAGAGUUUGGUUUCAUCAAAUUCAUCUUAUUUGAAUUUUCCUAAGUGGACAGUUACUUUAACCUCUAACAAAAGCAAAGUGAAGUAAAAGUAUUCAAUAUGCCUUUUCCUCAAGUUACUUUUCCUCAUUUUCUUAAAAAGAAAAAUUACACAUUUCAUACAUAUAGUGUAAUUUCCCUUAAUGAGGUUGUCUCUACUUCUGUUCAUCAAAUUGCUGUGAUAGUGAAUUAUUUACCCCUGGAAGAUAAUUUAUUUUAAAUGAGAGAAUUACCAGGCAUUACUGAAUCCAUUCCUUGUUUGGGUUUGUGUUGGUGUUGGUUGUAUUUUGUUGUUGUUGUUGUGUUUGUUUAUGUUUCUUGGUUUUAUCCAAGAAAAAUGUAUGAAGCAAUUGAGACUGAUUUUUUGUUUGUUAAAUCUAAUUUGCAGUGUAUUUUUGUAUUUUCUAGUUCUGAAAGUGGAAAAUUAAACAGUCUAUAAUAAACUUAGAUGAUAUAUAGUUUUAAAAAGCUCUUAAAAAGUACUGAUACAAAAUCAGUCUAUAUUCU